UUUAUAAUUGUUGUACAAAUGACUUAUUUAAAUGACUGGUGGCAGUGAUUUUGCUGUGCGAUGGUGUGAAAAUACCUUUAAUGACAACAGUAGUAAGCAUUAAUUGGUUAUUAGCCAAGUAGAAAAUUGUAAACAACAACAAUUACACUGGCAUUGUCAUUUUAUUUUUGAGUUUCUAAAUUAUGUUGUUUUCUCUCAACAGAUCCUGCAAUUUGUUCUCCAAAAAACAACCCUUUGUUUUUUCAAACUCCAAACAACCCAAAGGCACUUUUAAGAGCCAAGUCUGUCUUGUUAAACUGUCCUUGCUGUGUUGUACUUGAUAGUCUCUUCCUAUCUCUCUAUUUAUUUCUCUGUCUAACUCUGUUGUCAGUCUUUCUUCUGUGUCUCUGUCUGUGUCUCUUCACUAUAAUGAGUGAUUCUGAUCUUGAGGAUCUCCUGAGAAGCGCAGAUGAGCUGGUUGAGCAGAAAGAGUUAAGGGAUGACCUACGGAGUGCUGAUGAUUUGCUUUGUAAAGUGGAAGCGGCAACAACAGCAGCAGCAGCAGCAGCAGCAGCAGCAGCAGCAGCAGCAGCAGCAGCAGCAGCAGCAGCAGCAGCUGCAGCAGUGCCAGCAGUGUCAAUGAUGUGCUGGAAGAAGAGAGACAGUGAGGGAAACUUGAUCUUUGCAAGACCACGUUCAACCCGGAAUGUCUCAAAUCAGGCUGGCUGCAGUCGUAACACUGAUCCCCCCGUUGCUGCUCCUGACCCUGACUGUGAUCUGAUCUUUGCUCCAGCUAUCGCUCCAGAGACUGUUGAGGGGUUUCUACGAGAUCUCCAGCAGUCUCUGAGCGAUACUACAGGAGAUGAGGUGGUAGCACAAACCCCAAGUGCUUCUCUGCUGGCAUCGACCAACUGGAGCACUCGAAAAAGUUUUUUUUCAGAGAGCUGGAGGGCAGCGAGACCACAUCUGGUUAACACCGUAGUGGCCCAAGCAAAUGUGGGAACACACAUUUGCCAACAGUGUUGGAGCAAAACGUCUGUUGUCCGGUGCCGGGAUUGCCGACCACAUCCCUUCUUCUGUGCUGACUGUGAUGUCAGCAUGCACACCAGACACCCCCUCCACAACAGAGAUGCUACUACUGCAGGUUACUUCCAGCCAUUGGCCCCAACAACACAUGUACUAAAUAUGGCCCUUUGCUCCUGUGUGCGGUUUGUACCUGUGGAGAUCCCGGACAAAAUCUGUGGUUGUGCAUCAGAGUCAUUGAGCCUCAAGCCAGGAAAGACUGUGACUGUGAUCACAGUGAAUGGUAAGAAUGGGAGGAAUGACGACAUGAGCUAA
Molecule: messenger RNA, 1317 nt
Organism: Trematomus bernacchii (emerald rockcod)
Lineage: Eukaryota; Metazoa; Chordata; Actinopteri; Perciformes; Nototheniidae
Exons: 5
Coding region: 409-1317 (302 amino acids)
Source: RefSeq, a predicted model, not a curated record